This is a messenger RNA of Mycosarcoma maydis (corn smut), 1455 nucleotides long. RefSeq lists its product as uncharacterized. NCBI's taxonomy places the organism in Eukaryota, Fungi, Basidiomycota, Ustilaginomycetes, Ustilaginales. The record is from RefSeq and is a predicted model, not a curated record. The transcript has a single exon. The coding region runs from base 1 to 1455 and encodes 484 amino acids.
AUGUACCGCAGCACACGAUCUACAAAACAAUCGUCCAAACUCAAGAUCCUUCCUGAAGAGCCCGAGGACAGCUCGACGGGCACGGCUGGUGGAGCAAGCGGUGGGACGACACCAAUGAAUACCUCUUCUCCCGUCAUUGAUGCCAGCGGCGAUGCAUCACAGUCGAUUCUAAAGAAUGUUUCGAGCGGAUACCGACGGAAUCCAGUCUACUCGGAACCACCGGCUCCCACGGCGGCCAACACCAACUCACCACAUCACUCGGUCGACGACGACGACGACAGUUCUUCCGACGAUGCGGCAGAAGGAGAGGAUGAAGAGGCCGUCGAAGUGUACAAGCAGCUCGAUCAGAUCCCUGAAGGCUCGAUGCGACGCGAUGCUAGGCGAUUGACCAAACGGUCGCGUGCAAAACUGCCAAGAGUGACGGCGUAUUCGACCGCCACGUCGUAUCGUAUGCGCGAGCUCACAAAGUGGCUCAACGCGAGGAGAUCGAGUCACCAGACAAACGUGUUGACUUUCGACGAGUGUGUCUACACCACCUAUACGUAUAAGCACGUCGACGAGGCUAGGGGGCUCUUGCCAUCCCACGCCAACGGCAACACCAAUGCCAAGCAUCGAUCAACACGAGAAACGGCAAAGACAGGUGAUCUGCUCGGCAUUCCCGAACUUGAUCCCAACUCGAACCCCUCGGAUCAGCAGCACGACGGCCACGCUCAAGCUUGCUCCACGGACGUUGCAGCUGCGAAACGCAAACGCAGUCGGUUUUCGGUCGACGACAUUGUGCCCGAACUGUUCAUCAUGGAUUACGGCACCAUUGUCAUCUGGGGUAUGAGUUUGCAGGAAGAAAAACGGUUUUUGCGCGAACUACGUCGGUUCGAAGUCGAACGUCUGGCGUCGGAAGACAUCGAAUCGGAAGAUCUGCAUUGGUACCUCGCCGACUAUUCGCGGAUCUACAACGACGUUAUAACCCUGCGCCGUGGUUCAUCGUACAUGACCAAACUCUCGCUCUCGCAUGCGCUCGCGCAAUCUACCAAGAUCAGCUUCUUCGAAGGCAUCAUUGACAACACGAUUGAAUCUACCAAGGACAUUCCACAAUCCAUCGCCGAGAGCGGAAAGAUCGGUAUGCCACCCGCCGAGAUCAUGAAGCAGAUUGGCCACCUGUUUAUCCUCAGGAUGAACAUCCACCUCGUAGGAAGCAUCGUCGACUCUCCCGAGAUCUUCUGGAGACAACCCGAUCUGGAACCGUUGUAUUCUGCCGCAAGGAGCUAUUUGGAAAUCCCGCAGAGGAUCGAUCUGUUGAAUACCAGAGUCGAGGUAUUGCAGGACAUGUUGCAGCUGCUCAAGGAUCAGGUGACCAGCAGUCAUUCAGAGUAUCUCGAGAUUGUCGUUAUCCUGUUGAUCAUGUUGGAAAUCGUCUUGGGUGUAGCGACCAUGUUGGUUGAUUUGUACUUUGGUUAA